Molecule: messenger RNA, 1779 nt
Organism: Exophiala xenobiotica
Lineage: Eukaryota; Fungi; Ascomycota; Eurotiomycetes; Chaetothyriales; Herpotrichiellaceae
Exons: 1
Coding region: 1-1779 (592 amino acids)
Source: RefSeq, a predicted model, not a curated record
AUGGAUCAGAAGGCGACAUCUGAGAUAAUUGAGAAUCUACGGGAGGCCUUGCAAUUGCAGUUGACACGCAGUAGCAAGGCAGAGGCAAAAGCUCGAGAGCUGGAACUAUCCCUGUGGAAAGAAAGAGAUGAAGUCCACAAAGUGCAAGCCUCAAGAGACGAACUUAGGGACCAACUGGAGCAGACACUUGAGGAGAAGUACUCUAGCAUGAAGGUGGCCGUUCACAUUCAGAAAGAACGUGAACUAGCAGAAAAGGCCCGGAAAGAGGUAGAAUUGGCCAGAGGCGACUAUGUCCGGAAGAGAGAGGAAUCGAACGACAAGGUCCUAAGCAUUUUGCGAGAGCAGCAGGAAACCAAGAUGUCUGAGGCGGCGCUCACGAUCAAGGUCCAAGAACUCCAGAAACAGUUGCACGAAGAGCAAAUAACCGUCGCCGACACUGAAGUCAGGUCGACGCAAGUCCAGGAAAAAAUCAUCCGUAAAGAGUACCAAUUUAGCAACGCUUCCCGUGAGCAUGAAGCUGCUCUCGCAGGCAAAGAUGAGAAGAUUUCCGAGACUGUUGCUGAAAUCGGGCAGCACAAGACGGAGAUCUCAGUCCAACAGUCAGAAAUCAUGUCAAUAAGCGAGCGGGUCACUGAGCUCGAGACCGACAUCGAAGUACUCCGUGAAGAGCGACACGAGCUCACGACCCGAUUUACAGAAAGGAAAAGUAAACUGAUACAGGCGGAACAACAGCGGAAGUCCUCGCGACAAAAGGUAGCGGAAUUGAGAGAGCAGCUCGGAAAGGUGGAAUAUGACAAAACAACUCUGCAGGAGCAGCUGGAUUUGUCACUGCAAAAGGAGCAGUCAUUACGAACCGAGCUUCAAUCGUUGGCGGCUGAAAAGUCAACCCUAGCACUUCUGCUACAAUCUGCACAAGAGAAAGAGAAAUCACUACAAGAGCAGCUGGAAGUGGGCUGGAAGGACCAGCUGGGAACAGAGCGGACACUCCUGCGUCAACUUCAAGAAUCUCAGGAGCUGGCAGCAGGACUUCAGAUCAAAUCGAACAGCUAUCUUGAAGAAUUGGAGAGACUGCGUCCGGAAGCAGAGAAAGCUCGUUCAGAGUUGAACGAGGCUGAAAAGCAACUCACAAAAAUUCGUCAAGAUCUGAAGUGGACGCAAGAUACAGUGAGCUCGCGCAACGAUGAUAUUGAACGAAUAAAAAACCAGCUGCAAGAAUGCCACCAAAACCACGAUAACAUCAGAAAACAGUCGGCCGAUGACCGCCAGAAUUAUGAGUUAACCAAGAAAGACUUGGCCGUGGCUCGCGAGAAAGCCGCCGAGCUUGGUGUGAAGAAUCAAGAUCUUGAAAGAGACCUCAAGAAGGCCAAGUCGGACUGCACAGAUGCCAUGGCAAACGGGAGAGUCCUGAAAGAGAAAGUGACGACUGCGGAGUUUGAUACCCAUCGUUCCAACGAGCGCAGCAAAGCUCUCUUGACGGAGCGCGAUGCGGCACAAACAGAUCUAUCGCAUUGGCGAAAGGUCUUCCUCUAUGGCUUUCAGCCGCCAGACGCUCUCAACCAUAUCCUACCUCUGGUCUCCGAGGCGAUCGACAAGAGUCGCAACUCUGGGUUCGAUGUCGGCUUCAUCCAGGACGCUGUGGCUAGGUGGCUCAAGGAGAUUUCCGCGCCGGCACAAGUUCCACCCAUGCUCUAUGCAACGCCAUUCGCAUGCUGCUUGUUCACUUCGGCACUGGUUCUGCCAGAGAGCUUGGGACUUGCCACCAUCACAACUUUUGGUUAA